GGGGGAGGGAGAGAGAGGAGUGAGAGGGCGUGUGAAAGAGGGAAUUUCAUCUGAGCCAACUGUACGGAGAGGGAAGAAACUUUGAGACAAAUGUAGGAAUCGCAAUGAGAGAAAGCAGGACUUUCAGCAGCAGCAGCACGGAGGUAGAACACAAGGAUAUCUUAUCUGGGGUGAUCCCUCGUCGCAAUCUCUCACGGUCUGGCACUCUCUCUGGAUCUCUUGUUUUUCUCUCUCUCUCAGACAGAGGAGAGGAGCAGCAGUGUGAAAGACAGAGUCGGUACUGGAACCGUGUAGCAGCAGCAGCGCUAUUCUAUUUUCCAUUCAUUAACCUUUUCCUUGUAUUUCUCACCUUUCGGACCCGGUUGAGAUGGCAGAGACACACUGAUUGACUGGAGGAACCUGUGGAGAGACUAAAGGAUCUCACUCCACACAACUGAGUGUCCAGAGGACUGAUCCUAAUUGACCACAGGGGAAAGAUUAAGGGACUAGGAUGGUACCUGGACGAUCCACCAGAACAUAACAUCUGACGCAGAACUUUCAGGACACUAAAGGAAAGUAUCCUGACACUACCAAAGCUGCCAGAGCUGUAUAGUCCAUAUAAUAGUACACAAUUGUCCAUUCAUAUCGAAAGCAAAACUACAAGAGGAACUGGAGAGGGGAGUAUGGGACGUGGGAUGCGUGGUGGAGUGACUCCUGGUUGGUUCCCAGGGGCCCGAUGAGUGGCAGCAGCCAUAGCACCAGCCUGCUACGGGGCCACCGCUUUUACUGCCGGGAAUGGGCCCUGGAAAAGCUCCGGCGCUGUCUGGAGGCCAGGUCCACUCCCGGCCGGCCCCCGGGGGUCCUAGUAACUGGGGGUCCCGGGGCAGGGAAGACAGCCCUAUGCACAGAGGCAGUAUGGCCCACAUCGGACGCAGGGCUGGGGGUCGGGCUGGCACCCCGCUGUUUGGGGUUUCACUUCUGCAAGCGGGAGGACGGGAGGAGCAUGGCGGUGUGGAGGUUUGUCCUGGGCCUGGUGGAUCAGCUGAGGGAUAGCCCCCUCCUCCCUCUGGGGUACAGGGAAACACUAGACACCCCCUUGGUGGCUCCCACCUUGGAGCCCCUACACUGCCAGAGGGACCCGGAUGACACCUUCAAAAGGGCAGUGUUAUUGCCUUUGCUGGGCCUCCCUCCCCCAGGGCAGCCCUUGUUUCUGGUUGUGGACUCCCUGGACCCGGGGUGUGAGUAUGGGGCCGGUGAGGGGUCCUGCAGUGCUGGGGCUCCAGGGAGGAACAGCUCUAUCUCAGAGCUCCUGUCCAGCCACCAGCACCUCUUCCCCAGCUGGCUGCUCCUGGUCUGCUCUGUACGCAGACAGAACAAGGCUGUGUGUAAGAUGUUCUCAGGUUUCCGUAAGCUGUGUCUGGAUGACCUGCGGAAGCCGGCGCCAGUGCGUGAUGUGCAGCAGUACAUCUUGCGGAGGCUGGACCAGGAAGGGGCGCUCCGCCGUCAGCUGACCCCCGAGACAGCCGACAUGCUCAACCUGCUGCACAUCAAGAGUGGCGGUUGCUUCCUGUUUCUGGAGCAGGUGCUAGACGGUGUGGCGGGGGCCUUGGUGGGUCUCCGGGAGAUCCGAGACAUCCCCGGGACCCUCAACGGCCUCUACCUGUGGCUCUGCCAGAGACUCUUCCCCAGGUGCCUGUUCCUUGAGGUCAGGCCCCUCCUCAACGCCCUCUUGGCCUCCCCUAGGCCCUUCACCACCCAGGAGAUCUACACCGCCACCUGGACCCAGGACAUGUCCCUUAGCCCUCUGGACUUCCAGAGCAGGCUAAAGGCUCUGUCUACGCUGCUCAUUGACGGGCCGGGAGGCAGCAAGCUUCUGUUCCAUGCUAGUUUUGCAGAGUGGCUGACGGACGUGAAGUACUGCACUCAGAAGUAUCUGUGUAGUGUGUCUGAGGGACACACCAUGCUGGCCAUGGCUCUCUCCCUGCGCGCCCCACACCUUAACACAGAGGACACCUGUCAGAUGGGCUCGCACCUGAUCAGCUCAGGCAUGCACAAGGACAACCAUGCCCUCCUGGCCCUAUGGCUGUUGUGGGUAGAUGUGCCCCCUCUGGCUAGCUCCUCAUACCCCUCUUCCCCUGCCUCUCCGCCCCCUGUCCUGGUCAGACAGGAGGUCCUCCAGCUGCUGAUGAAGAGUGGGGUGUUCCCUCCCUCCUGCACCCCAGACAGAGGCCCAAGCACGGGGGUACACUGUGCAGGACAAGGGGGGACCAUCAUCCGGCGGGUGCUGGAGAGGCAGGACUCAGUGAGGGUGCUCUUGGACAGCGGGGUCAGUGUGAACUGGACCGAUCCCACAGACGGACACACCCUGCUGGCCAGAGCGGCCCACACAGGCUCAGCCGACGUGGCCGUCCUGCUCCUGUCCCGAGGGGCUGACCCUCUGAUCAGUGACCACCAGGGCCAGACACCCCUGACGCUGUCUGCCAGGCAGGGCCAUGUUAACGUGCUGGGGAUGCUGCUGGACUGGGCCAGGGGUCAGCAGCCGGAGACCGCCAUGAGGAUGGUGGAACACGCGGACAGCGAGGGCUGGACAGCCUUACGGUCAGCGGCCUGGGGGGGUCACACUGAGGCAGUGCACCUGCUGCUAGAUGCGGGGGCGGACGUGGACGGGUGUGAUGCGGAGGGCCGGUCGGCGCUGAGGGCGGCAGCCUGGGGGGGUCAUGAGAAGAUCCUCCUCACGCUGCUGGACUACAGGGCGCAGGUGGACAAGGCAGACCGGGAGGGCCGCACGCCGCUGAUCGCUGCCGCCUACAUGGGACACAGGGAGGCAGUAGAGAUCCUGCUAGACCACGGUGCGGAGGUCGACUUGGCCGAUGGAGACGGACGUACUGCCUUGUCCGUGGCUGCCCUCUGUGUGCGCACAGCAGCCGGGGUCAAAGGUUAUGGAGACGUGGCCAGCCUGCUGUUGGAGAGAGGGGCUGACCCGGGGCAUAGGGACCGGAAUGGGAUGACCCCUUUGCUGCUGGCGGCGUAUGAAGGUCAUGAGGAGGUGGUAGAACUGUUGUUAGAGGCUGGGGCCGACGUAGACGAAAGUGCCGGGCCACAUGCCGCCUCCGCUUCUGCUGCUGUCACCCCACUGUUGGCGGCUGCCGCCAUGGGACAUACUAAGACAGUGGGCAGGGUGCUGUUCUGGGGCGCUACGGUGGAUAGCAUCGAUGGGGAGGGUCGUACAGCUCUGAGCCUGGCAGCAGCACAGGGCAGCGUGGAGGUGGUCAGAGCUCUCCUGGACCGAGGGCUGGAUGAGAACCAUAAAGAUGAUCUGGGCUGGACCCCGCUGCACGCCGCCGCCUGCGAGGGCCACCGGGGGAUCUGUGCCAUCCUGACGGAGAGUGGGAGCAUGGCUCGUGUCGGAGAGAUGGACAUCGAGGGACGGACGCCCCUCAUCUUGGCAGCGCAGGAGGGCCACUGUGGCAUUGUGAGGCUGCUGCUGGACCACCGAACACCCAUCGACCACCGGGCCUACGACGGCCACUCUGCACUGAGCGCCGCCGCCCUGGAGGGCCACGCUGAGGUGGUGGAGCUACUGAUGAGGCGGGGCACGGACACGGAUGUACGGGACGCUGAGGGCCGUCCACUGCUCUACCUCCUGGUUCUGGAGGGACAUCUGGACAUGGCUGCCCUCCUCAUAGAGAAAGGGGGCGUGCCCUUGGAGUCCCGGGACGUGGAGGGGCGUACGGCGCUGCAUGUGGCCACCUGGCAGGGCAACCUGGAGGCGGUGGGGCUGCUGGUCAGCCAUGGGGCAGACCCUAAUGCCCAGGAUGGGGAAGGACGAACCCCCCUGCACUCUGUAGCCUGGCGGGGUCAUGUGGCGCCUGGUCGUCUGCUCCUGGAGGUCAGGGGGGUCAACGUGGAUCUGGCCUGCCGCCAGCAGGGGGCCACGGCCCUGAGCAUCGCGGCUCAGGAGGGCCACGCCAACAUCGUGGCUAUGCUGCUGGAGGGAGGGGCCAACCCAGACCACAUAGACAAGUACGGCCGCAGCCCUGUCAAGGUGGCCGGGAAGAGGGGCCACUUCACUAUCGUCAGGAUGCUGGAGAGCUACGGAGCCAAACCGUACUCAGGCCUUGUGCCCCAAUCGAACACCCGGUCGCCCAAGUCAUCCACUGUGAAGAGCCUGUACUCAACCUGCUCAGAGAGUAACGAGGCUAGCGCCUCCACCUCCUCAGCCUCAGCCUCCUGCUCCCCAGGCUCCACAGCCGAGCACUUCCACUCCAUCCAGAGCUCCCAGACAUCCUCCUCCACAGCCCACUCCCUGGCCACGGUGCAGACCGUCCCCGCUGACAGCCUGUCUUUCACCCAGCAGAUCCAGCAGCACUCUCUCCCCCGCAGCCGAUUUCGCCAUUCCACCCUGCCUCCGCCAGACUCCGCCCAUGGCAGCCUGCACAGCAGCAGCCGCAGGGCCCAAUGCCCUAAGGCCAGCCCUCCUCCAUCCACCCUCUGCACAGUCACGGCCACGGUACAUGACUCUGAACAGCCUUGCAAAGGCUACCCAAUAGGGUUCGACUAUCCCAGUAAACACAAACCCCCCAGCCUGAUCCAGGAGGAGAGGUCUCAGUACGAAGGGGGGAGGUGGAACUCUGUCAUGGCUUCUCUAGGUGUGACGCCUGGACAAGAUGGCCCCAAAAACAGGAACUGUCUCCCUAUGGGCUACCCCUAUGAGCUCCAGAGCCCAGCCCAGAGAGAGACACGGGAGGAGAACCAGAAGAUGUCUAUAAAGUCCAGUAGUGCCUUAUCUACUGCCUGCACGGUGGUCAUGACGACCACGGACCCCCAGCUCAACCUGAAACAGGCCAUCAAGCUGCAGUUUGAAGGGCCCACCAGCGCUGCCUUAUACAAAAGGGAGACGCCCCUGUGAACUACUGACAUCUACGGUUCUGAGUGGACGAAGGACAUAUUCACGGUGAAUAAUGGCUCUUACAGGGCAGAUGAUCUCUCCCUCUACCCUCUGGUCAUCCCACCCUCUCCGCUCCACCCUCAACAGAGAAGAUGAGAGAGGAAGGGAUCUCUCCGCUCCACCCUCUGGUCAUCCCACCCUCUCCGCUCCACCCUCUGGUCAUCCCACCCUCUCCGCUCCACCCUCUGGUCAUCCCACCCUCUCCGCUCCACCCUCUGGUCAUCCCACCCUCUCUGCUCCACCCUCUGGUCAUCCCACCCUCUCCGUUCCACCCUCUGAACAUCUCAGCCUCUCCGCUCCACCCUCAGCAGAGAAGAUGAGAGAGAGGAAGGGAUAUCUUCGCUCCACCCUCUGGCCAUCCCACCCUCUCUGCUCCACCCUAAGCAGAGAAGAUGAGAGAGGAAGGGAUCUCUCCGCUCCACCCUCUGGUCACCCCACCCUCUCUGCUCCACCCUAAGCAGAGAAGAUGAGAGAGGAAGGGAUAUCUUCGCUCCACCCUCUGGUCACCCCACCCUCUCUGCUCCACCCUAAGCAGAGAAGAUGAGAGAGAGGAAGGGAUAUCUUCGCUCCACCCUCUGGUCAUCCCACCCUCUCUGCUCCACCCUAAGCAGAGAAGAUGAGAGAGGAAGGGAUAUCUUCGCUCCACCCUCUGGUCACCCCACCCUCUCUGCUCCACCCUAAGCAGAGAAGAUGAGAGAGAGGAAGGGAUAUCUUCGCUCCACCCUCUGGUCACCCCACCCUCUCUGCUCCACCCUAAGCAGAGAAGAUGAGAGAGGAAGGGAUCUCUCCACUCCACCCUCUGGUCAUCCCACCCAAGGCUGUAACUUUGAGUUUAAGUGAGGUUCUGGAAGAGGGGGG
Molecule: messenger RNA, 5785 nt
Organism: Salmo salar (Atlantic salmon)
Lineage: Eukaryota; Metazoa; Chordata; Actinopteri; Salmoniformes; Salmonidae
Product: ankyrin repeat domain 50-like
Cellular component (GO): cytoplasm
Molecular function (GO): protein binding
Source: RefSeq, a predicted model, not a curated record